AUGCGUAUGCUCUCGCUAUAUCUUGGCGUAGUCGCUGCCAUUGCUCAGGUAGUCACUUCUUCACCAGCUCGCCUCGAUGAUGGGCCUCUAGUAAAGACUGCCGGCGAUGCUGCUGCCAUUAAGGGCUGGUAUAUGCAGUCGACGGCGAAGACUUCCAGUGACAUGCUUGCUGUGUCACAGCCUGGCUUUGACGUGAGCUCCUGGUACCGUGUUGGUAGCCGUGGAACUGUCAUGGCCGGGCUCCUCGAGAACAAUGUCUACAAUGACAAAGAUCUGUUUUUUUCCGAGAACUUGAAGACUAUGGUAGACCGUUCCCAGUUCGACGUACCUUGGCUCUACCGCGAAGAGCUCACCUUCGACCCGGCGACUAACCAGCGAUACUUCCUCGAGACGCACGGAAUAUCCUCUAAGGCAGACCUCUACCUGAACGGGAAACAGCUUGCCUCCAAGGAAACUCUCACGGGCGCGUAUGGUGGCGAGAAAUUCGACAUUACCCAGUAUCUGCUGAAGGGAAAGAACGCUGUCCUAAUCGGCGCAUAUCCAACCAAUUAUCUCAAGGAUUUUGCCCUAGGUUACGUUGAUUGGAACCCAUACCCACCGGACAAUGGGACGGGUGUCUGGCGUGAAGUUUUUGUAUCACAGACCGGCCCAGUGUCACUAUUGAAGCCCCGCGUUGUGACUGACUACAAAGGCAAAGCCGUCAGCAGCGUAACAGCUACUAUCAAGAUUGUCGUCAAGAACAGCGGGACCAAAUCGGUCCAGGGGACGCUUAAAGGUUCAAUCACAGAACCUAGUGGCGCAACAAUUCCCGUCUCCGCUUCUUACACUCUCAAUGCCAACGAAAGCAAGACAGUCACACUGACAGCCAAGAUCAACAACCCUCAGAUCUGGUGGCCGAAAACAUGGGGUGCGCAACCGCUCUAUUCGCUCAAUCUUGCCGCCUAUAUCGGAUCAGAGGUCUCCGACCGCGCUGCCCAACGCACGUUCGGCGUCCGCUAUGUGACCUCCUCCCUCAACUCCCACGAAGACCGUGCCUUUGCGGUGAACGGAAACCCUUUUCUUGUUACCGGGGCCGGAUACUCCGCUGAGGUGUUCCUGCGUUUCGACCCAGCCAAGCUUGUGCAGCAGUUCGAGUAUAUCCUCGAUAUGGGCCAGAAUACCGUGCGUCUCGAGGGAAAGCAGGAGCACCCUGAGCUCUAUGAUAUCGCCGACCGCAUGGGUAUCAUGGUGCUCGCUGGGUGGGAGUGCUGUGAUAAGUGGGAGGGUUGGAGUUAUAACGAUGAGGCGAAUGGGAUUAAAUGGGUUGACGCUGAUUAUGUUACUGCGGAAAAUCAGAUGGAGCAUGAGGCGUAUAUGAUGCAAGGUCAUGCUAGCUUGCUCGGUUUCCUUGUGGGCAGUGACUUCUGGCCUGAUGAGCGCGCAUCGCCUAUCUAUGUCAACAAGCUGAACGAGCUUGAUUGGGAUGUUCCUAUCAUUGCUUCUGCGUCUCUCAGAGGAUUUCCAAAGAACUUGGGUUCCUCUGGUAUGAAGAUGGACGGCCCAUACGACUGGGUUCCCCCAAAUUACUGGUACGACAGCCAAUAUGGUGCCGCCUUUGGUUUCGGAUCCGAACUUGGCUCCGGAGUUGGCACCCCCGAGCUCUCCUCCCUCAAAAAGUUCCUCACCGCGUCCGACAUGAACGACCUCUGGACCGCUCCCAACAAAGGUCUUUAUCACAUGUCAACCAUCGACUCCUCCUUCUACAACCGCAAAAUCUACAACGACGCCCUUUACGCCCGCUACGGCGCCCCCACCUCCCUCGAUGACUACCUCCUCAAGGCCCAAGCCAUGGACUAUGAAGCCACGCGCGCCGAAUUCGAAGGCUACUCCGCGCUCCAGAGUGCCAGCCGCCCCUCCACGGGUAUCAUCUACUGGAUGCUCAAUAACGCCUGGCCCAGUCUCCACUGGAACCUGUUCGACUACUAUCUCAAGCCUGCUGGGUCGUACUUCGGCGCGAAAGUCGGCGGAAGGGCGGAGCACGUUGCGUUCGGAUAUGGCAGCGCGAAGGGCGAUGUGUGGCUUAUUAACCACACGAUUGAUAAGAAGGGGUCAAGGACCAUUAAAGUUGACUUAUUGAGCAAAGAUGGCAAGACCUUGGUUUUGCGCUCGGUGGACACGACAACAACGCCCAACCACUCGCAGAAAGUCGCGACAAUCCCAGAAGCAACAACUCUCAAGGAGGCUGCCUUCCUGCGCCUUGUGCUGAGUGAUGCCGAAGGCAGAAUGCUGAGCAGGAACGUGUAUUGGCUCUCGCCCAAGGUGGAUAAAUUGGACUGGAAAAGCUCGGACUGGUUCUACACCCCCGUCACGGAGUUCGCGAGUUACAAGUCACUCGCGACAAUCAAGCCGGCGCAAUUGACCGCCUCGUCAGGGAAGGCGGCUGUGGUGGAUGGGAAGGUGAAGGUGGACGUCACGCUGGUGAAUAAGGCGGCUGUGGCGGCGUAUUUUGUGCGCCUUGAGCUGAGGGAUGGGAAGGGCGAGGAUAUCCUACCAGUGGUGUGGUCAGAUAACUAUGUUACGCUAUGGCCGGGUGAAAAGGUGGUGUUGAGUGUUAGUUGGGCGGCUGGAGAGGCGAAGAGUGGGCAGGGGAAGGUUGAUAUUUCGGGGAUUAAUGUCAAGGGUGUUGAGGCGGUGGCCGUGAAGUGGUAG
Pseudogymnoascus destructans is the source of this 2688-nucleotide messenger RNA. RefSeq lists its product as uncharacterized. The transcript has 3 exons. Gene Ontology annotation, molecular function: hydrolase activity, hydrolyzing O-glycosyl compounds. The record is from RefSeq and is a predicted model, not a curated record. NCBI's taxonomy places the organism in Eukaryota, Fungi, Ascomycota, Leotiomycetes, Thelebolales, Thelebolaceae. Gene Ontology annotation, biological process: carbohydrate metabolic process. Bases 1 to 2688 code for a protein of 895 amino acids.